AUGCCAAAUUGGCCACCACCAAAUCCUGAAAUACAACAUUUGUUGCGCAAGCUUUCAAAUGGAUCUGUUGGUCAUCCCCUGGGUCCUCUUUGGCAAGCUUUUGACCCAAUUAAGACUGAUGAUAAAAAACCUAAAGCUCGCUGCAUAUUUUGUAACCACAACAAGUCUAUAUCCGGUACUGCAGCAGUGAUGAUUUCACAUAUUAAAAAAUGUGAGAAAAUUCAUCCAGAUGUCCGAGCUUACCUUAUUAAUGCUCACAACUGUCAACAAAAGUUAGUUCCAAUUAUUGAAUGUAAUCAGCAUCAAGAUAAUUCUUAUUCAUCAGAUGGAUCGAUUAUACCUUUUAUGUCAGUUUCGAAUUGUGAUUCUGUUUCAACUUUUUCUGAUAAUAAUAUGAGCGAAAACAAUGAUGUUUUUAAAAAUACAAGUCAGAUACCUACACAAUUACCAAUAGAUGUAUGCAGAUCUAAUCGACUAUUAUUAGAAGGUAUUAUAGAAGGCGGAGCACCUCUUUCACUUGUAGAUGCAUGCAAAUUUAAAGAAUUUGUUUAUUCUAUAAAUAACUGGUAUCAUGUUCCUGCAAGAAAACAACUUUCUACAAAUAUUCUCAAUGAUGUUUAUAAAAAUGUUCAAACCUCAAUUCAACAAUUUAUUAAUAUGUCUAAUUGGAUUACUAUCAUGACGGAUGGAUGGACAAAUAUUCGACAGGAUCAUCUUGUGAAUUUUAUUGCUAUUGGAAAGGAUCGAAGAUCAGAGCUUAUUAAAAUUAAGGACACAUUAGGAGAAAGCCAAACUUCAAUUACUAUAUUUAAAGAUCUAGAAGAAGUUUUAAUGCAAAUUGGAAUUAAAUGA
Messenger RNA from Racocetra persica, 852 nucleotides. The record is from the annotation of a GenBank genome assembly. NCBI's taxonomy places the organism in Eukaryota, Fungi, Glomeromycota, Glomeromycetes, Diversisporales, Gigasporaceae.